Leucoraja erinaceus (little skate) is the source of this 3629-nucleotide messenger RNA. It is a transcript of the gene mcidas, whose product is annotated as multiciliate differentiation and DNA synthesis associated cell cycle protein. The coding region runs from base 1037 to 2029 and encodes 330 amino acids. Gene Ontology annotation, cellular component: nucleus. Lineage: Eukaryota; Metazoa; Chordata; Chondrichthyes; Rajiformes; Rajidae. Gene Ontology annotation, biological process: negative regulation of cell cycle; negative regulation of DNA replication. The record is from RefSeq and is a predicted model, not a curated record. The transcript is spliced from 6 exons.
AUACAGGUAGUUUUGCAGUCCAAUAAUUCUUAAUUAUUUGGUACAAUUAAGUACAAUUAUACAAUUCAUUGCCUGGAUGGUUUUAAUGAGUCGUAUUUGUUAAACAAGGAAAUAGUGCGUGAUUAAACACUUUCACAGUGGGACUGUGUUUUGCAUUGACAUGAAUGCGAGACUGACAAAACGCACUCAUUGUCCUUUAGUAUUAUCACAACCAAUUAAUUCUGUCCCUCGAAGACGAAAACUGUCAUAUAGCAGGGGAUUUAACUUCGGGCCGGACCUCGCUAAAGGCUACAUUUCUGAACAGUUCUGCAGUUUUGUAGAAUUACAGUUGAAGUGGCGCCAACGAACGAGAAAAGGGCGCAGAUUAAAAACAACGGACAGUCUCGGGAGAUUGCGGGGCUUUAAAUUUAGCGCCGCUCUCAUGCACAGAUUGCCUUGUGUUGAAGGCGCCACCUCUGGCGCUCACCCUGCCUGCCUGCUAGGGGCGUUAAGCGCUCCUUCCUGCAGCAAUUACAUAUCUCCAGGGACGCUUUCCCCCCGUGGAGACGAAAUAGGAAACGUUUGAUUGGUUAAAGCAAUAACUGUGCAUAUCCCCGCUAUAAGGCCGAUACCUUUCCGACCGAUAAUCAUUUUAUCCUCGGCCUUUAGGUUAUUUAUACCAUAAAUCGGCAAUUAAUGAUAAUAAUCUUAUUUAAGACUUCGGAGUAUAAAGCAGUCAUAAAUUGUCAGCACAUAACAGCGAAAAUAAAUAGUUCUAUUACUAUAACCAGAAAGGCAGUCGAAAUGCAAAAUGGAAGGAAAGUCUUUGGAGAAAUUUACCCGAACAGGAUGGCAGAGUUACCAAUGCGAACUUCUGGCAAGCUACGUCCCAAAGUUGACAAGAAGACAGACGGGCAGAACAUGUGUGGCGCUUCCUCGCAGGUGGCCCUCUAUACUGAGACAGCGGCGAUCGCCCCAGACCCAGGUACAGACUUUACUCACUUUACUCACAACGCGGAUGUAACCAUGUUCGUGUUAUUUUUAUUCAAAGUCCAACAUGUUGUGUAUGUGUUCUUUUUUGUUAGCAUUUGCGACUAUAGAUGAAACGGUAUGGCAAGACUUGGCCGAGUGCACAUCUGGACUACACCAGGAAUCAUCCAAUGCACCAACCCGCCAGAAUUUGCAGUUACAGGAAGCAUCAGCGUUUGACCUGCAGGAUUUCAAAGAUGUGGAUAUCAUGUGUGACCCAACAUCGUUGAUGCAACCCAUGUCCAUGACAGAUGCAUACCUACCGUUUUCUGACUAUGUGUCUCAUCUGGACGUGUGCAUUUCUUCUUCCAUGUCGGCUGCUCACAACUCUCUGAUUGAGAUGAAUCUGCAAACCGACCACACACACCUGCCUGAGCAGUUUUGGAGGGAUGUGGCUGAAGAAAAUCAGAAAGCUCUGGGAGAUGCUCUUGUGGAAAAUGAACAUUUGCAAGUCACUUUAAAGAGAAAGCAUUGUGAAAUAUUAUCACUGAAGGAGAGGAAUAUCCAGCUGAAAGAACUUGCUAGUAGGGCAAAACAUCUGGCAUCAAUUCUUGAUAAACUUAUAAAUCACGAUUGCCGGGAUACCCGAGAGAGCACAUCUGAAAUUGUUCCCUCAACGUCUCCGGAUAAGCGGCAACGAGUUGAGGGAACCUAUUUUGAUACCCAGGAGAGUGAAAAAGUGGAUGAGAUCUUAAGAGACAUUUCAGAGAAAUGUAGUGCAGCAUUGGAAACAUUGAAUGAAACAAACUAUAAACAACUUAAAGUAUAUUGCAAUUCAGGAGAAGAAAGUUAUACUGAAGAACAGGAAACUAUCAACAUGUAUGGAAGCUUCAAUGGACUUAAGACAUCUACAGGCUGCAAUGCAGUCAACUUAAGUGGCAGUGAGUUGGACGAUGAUGUGUCAUUUAAGACUUCAAUUCGUGAUCACUGCACAAUAAGAACAUUAGCAUUUCCUCAAGGUAAUGCAUUUACCACCAGAACACCCAGUGGUGGCUUCAAAUUCCGAUGGAUUCCAAAUUGAUUGGGAUGAUCAGCUAACUACACUGACCAGUGGGACUUAAUUAAUUUUACUUUCAGUAAAUAAAAUACAUGAAGGAAUUCCAUGCAGCAUUCUUGCACUGCCAGCACUUAGAAGAUUAAAAUCUUCCUCAAAGGAAUUAUAUUUCAGAUCCACCAAAUAUUUUGCAACUAUUGGUAAAGGUGAUUUUCAUGUGUGUAUUCACUGUGUUAUACUUUACCUCAUUCGACUAUUAUUCACAAAAAAUCAGAACUGGAAAUAAAAUAAAGAUUUGAAUAUUUACACCACAUUCAAUACUCCAGGAUGGCCCAAUGCACUUUACAGCUAAUGAAGUAAUUUUCAAAAUGUACUCAUUGGUAGAAAGUUAAUAAUAUAGUAACUAAUUUGCACAUAAUACUCAAUAAUAUAAGAUGAAAUAUGUUAAUAUUGAUUAUGAUAAAUUUUCCAUGAUACUGGGGAUAAUUCUUAAAUAGCAUCAUGGAAUCUUUUAUAUGCAUCUGAAAGAGCAGAUGGAGUCAUGAUUUAACUUCAUGUCCUGAAGUCAGGACUCCCUCAGAAUCAGCAUCAGCCUACAUUUUGGUACACAAGUCCAGGGUUGUCUAAGUAUGCAUAACCUUAGUGUCACCAACUGAACUCCAUCUUACACAAAUCUUCAGGGUUUUCAAUAUGUAGAAAGAAACAUGUUUCUUAACUUAUUUCCUGUACAUAACUGAUUUGUAAAUAGUUUAACUCUCUUUGCUUUUUAACCCAAUCGUUAUAGUUCAGUCAUUUUGUACAGCAAAAGAAAUAGAGAUGUGUCAUGCUUCUUAUUUAGGUGGAAAAAAUAUGAUGACUGUUUUCUUAUGCUGCUGUACACAUCAGUGGAGACAAUUGAACAGGCAUCUUUGCAUGAUUAAAGUUUAAAUGCAUCAAAUGUUCUAAUUCUGUGCUAAUGUUUUAUUCAGCUUGAUUGUUUCAAAGUCCAUUCAAAAACUCGUCACAGUAUUGGAAGAAAUGUAAAAAUCUGAUGCGAAGAGAUAAAUAUCCUUUCAUUGGAAUCAAAAUAAUUUUAAAGCUAUCAAAACAUUACUUAAAUAUUGGAAUUUAUGAGACAAAGUUAAAUUAGUUCAAUAUGGGCCCGAAGUGCUGUCAUCUACAGCCAGGGACCAGUUUAUGGGACCAGUUCCCAUUAUUCCCAAAUUUUAUCAGCUACCCAUCUGUGGAUCAGAUUUCCCAUAUUCUUAUAACGGAAAUCCAUUUUUUGAGCUGGUUCAAAUGUGAAAUAUGAUCUGCCAACUUGAUCUGUUUACUGUUGUUUUUAAUGGCUGUUAAAUAUUUACCCCAUGACUUCAAGUAUGGAGAGCUUUGUAUCAUUUAUUAUUUCAACUACAGAUUACCUGGAAAUUCAAUCUAGCAUAGCAUUUGUGAAUUCUGCAAAUUUAGAACCAGAACACCAAUAGAGUCAUAGUGAUACAGUGUGGAAACAAGCCCUUCGGCCUAACUCGCCCACACUGGCCAACAAUGUCCCAGCUACACUAGUAGCUUGCCUACAUUUGGUCCAUAUCCCUCCAAAGCUGUCCUAUCCAUGUAUCUGCCUAACUGUUUCUUAAAUGAUGGGAUAGUC